GUCCAGACACCAUGCCCCAGGGCUCCAGGCCUGCCACUGGCAGGAAGUAAAAGGCUUCCCUGUCUUUUGUGUUCCCAUCCUCACCAUGUCUUCGAAUCAGGGCAAUGGGGAACACUGGGAGUCCCUGGAGUCGGUGGGCAUCAGCCGCAAAGAGCUGGCCAUGGCCGAAGCCCUCCAAAUGGAGUAUGAUGCCCUGUCCCGGCUCCGGCAUGACAAGGAAGAGAGCCGGGCCAAGCAGAACACAGAGCCGUCCCUCAUCAGCUGGGAUGAGCCUGCCUUGGACUUCUACAGCAAGCCAUCAGGAAGGCGGAAGGACCUCAAGCUCUUGCGCGGUCUCUCUGGCUCGGAUCCUACCCUCAAUUACAACUCCAUCUCCCCACAGGAAGAGCCACCCAACCAUUCUACCUCCCAGGGCUCCCAGCCUGGCCCAGGGCCCUGGCCCAAAGGUUCCCUGUCUGGAGAUUAUCUCUACAUUUUUGAUGGUUCAGAUGAGGGACUUUCUUUGUCCCCCGGACCAGGGGACAAAGAUGGCUCUUGUAAGAAACUAUCCCCGCCUCCUUUGCCUCCGCGAGUCUCUAUCUGGGAUACCCCUCCCCUUCCUCCCAGAAAAGGCUCCCCCUCGUCAUCCUCUAAAAGCUCUCAGCCCAAUGACAUCAACACUUUUUCUCUAGUCGAACCACUUCCGGGCAAAAUUUUGGAGCAGCAGAUCCUAGAAGAGGGAGAGCUGCAGGGGGAUGGGGGUCAGGGGCACCUGCUAGGGUCUAGGGACUAUGAUGGCAUCAGUGAUGCAAUUACAAGGCUCAACCUGAAGUCCACCUACGAUGCGGAGAUGAUGUGGGAUGCCACCCGGGGCUGGAAGGAAGGCCGGGGACCGCUGGAUUUCAGCAAAGACACCCCUGGGAAACCUGUGGCUCGGAGCAAGACCAUGCCCCCUCAGGUGCCCCCACGAACCUAUACCUCCCGCUAUGCCAACAGAAAGAAUACGACUCCUGGCAAGAACCGCCGGAUUUCAGCUGCUCCAGUGGGUUCCCGGCCUCACACUGUCAUCCAUGGCCACGAGUUGUUUGAGGUCUCAGAAGAGCGAGAUGAAGAAGUUGCUGCAUUUUGCCACAUGCUGGAUAUCCUUCGACUGGGCUGUGACAUCCAAGACUACUCCCUCACCGGCUAUGUCUGGAGUGCUGUCACCCCGAGCCCAGAGCACCUUGGCGAUGAGGUCAACCUGAAGGUCACUGUGCUGUGUGAUAGCAUUCGGGAGCCUCUCACUUUUACCUGCAAUUGUUCCUCCACCGUCGACCUGCUCAUCUACCAGACCCUGUGCUACACCCAUGAUGAACUGAGGGGAGUGGACGUGGGGGACUUUGUGCUCAAGCCCUGUGGGCUGGAGGAGUUUCUGCAGAACAAGCAUGCCUUGGGCAGCCAUGAGUAUAUCCAAUAUUGCCGCAAGUUUGACGUUGACAUCCGACUACAGCUGAUGGAGCAGAAGGCUGUGCGCAGUGACCUAGCCAGGACGGUGAAUGAUGAUCAGAGCCCCUCCACCUUGAACUACCUCAUCCAUCUGCAAGAGAGGCCAGUCAAGCAGACCAUCAGCAGGCAGGCCCUGAGUCUUCUGUUCGACACUUACCACAAUGAGGUGGAUGCCUUUCUUCUGGCUGAUGAGGACUUCCCACUGAAGGCGGACAGGGUGGUCCAGUCUGUGAAGGCCAUCUGCAAUGCCCUUGCUGCAGUGGAAACCCCAGAGAUCACCAGCGCUCUCAACCAGCUGCCCCCCUGCCCCUCGCGCAUGCAGCCUAAAAUCCAGAAGGAUCCCAGCGUCUUGGCUGUGAGGAAAAACCGAGAGAAGGUUGUGGAAGCCCUGACGGCAGCCAUCUUGGACCUGGUGGAGCUGUACUGCAACACGUUCAAUGCAGACUUCCAGACGGCAGUGCCCGGAAGCCGCAAGCAUGAUCUGGUCCAGGAGGCCUGCCAUUUCUCAGGGGCCCUGUCCUUCACCAUCUACGCCACCCACCGCAUUCCCAUCAUUUGGGCUACUAGCUAUGAAGAAUUCUACCUCUCCUGCUCUCUUAGCCAUGGUGGCAAGGAGCUGUGCAGCCCCCUGCAGACCCGAAGGGCUCAUUUCUCCAAGUACCUGUUCCACCUCAUCAUCUGGGAUCAGCAGAUCUGCUUCCCCGUGCAGGUGAACCGGCUGCCCCGGGAGACGCUGCUGUGUGCCACUCUCUACGCUCUGCCCAUCCCUCCCCCCGGGAGCUCCUCCGAGGCCAACAAGCAGCGGAGGGUGCCCGAAGCCCUGGGCUGGGUCACGACGCCACUCUUCAACUUCAGGCAAGUCCUGACCUGUGGCCGGAAGCUCCUAGGCUUAUGGCCAGCCACACAAGAAAACCCCAGGGCCCGAUGGAGUGCUCCUAAUUUCCACCAGCCAGACAGUGUCAUCCUGCAGAUUGACUUCCCCACCUCAGCCUUUGACAUCAAAUUCACCAGCCCUUCUGGAGAUAAGUUCAGCCCCCGCUAUGAGUUUGGCAGCCUCCAGGAAGAAGACCAGCGCAAGCUUAAAGACAUCAUGCAGAAGGAGUCCCUGUACUGGCUCACUGAUGCUGACAAGAAGCGCCUGUGGGAGAAGCGAUAUUACUGCCAUUCGGAGGUGAGCUCGCUCCCUCUGGUGCUCGCCAGUGCCCCCAGCUGGGAGUGGGCUUGCCUGCCCGACAUCUAUGCCCUCCUGAAGCAGUGGUCACACAUGAACCACCAGGAUGCCCUUGGACUCCUGCAUGCCACCUUCCCAGACCAGGAGGUGCGGCGGAUGGCUGUGCAGUGGAUUGGCUCACUCUCGGAUGCCGAGCUGCUUGACUACUUGCCCCAGCUGGUGCAGGCACUUAAGUAUGAGUGCUACCUGGACAGCCCCCUGGUACGCUUCCUCCUGAAGCGAGCCGUCUCCGACCUGAGAGUGACCCACUACUUCUUCUGGUUGCUGAAGGAUGGCCUGAAGGACUCUCAGUUCAGCAUCCGCUACCAGUACCUGCUGGCAGCCCUGCUGUGUUGCUGUGGCAAAGGGCUGAGGGAGGAGUUUAAUCGCCAGUGCUGGCUUGUCAACUCUCUGGCUAAACUGGCCCAGCAGGUCCGGGAGGCCACCCCUUCUGCACGUCAGGGCAUCCUCCGCACGGGCCUGGAGGAGGUGAAGCAGUUUUUUGUCCUCAAUGGCUCCUGUCGCCUGCCGCUCAGCCCCAGUCUGCUGGUGAAGGGCAUCGUGCCCAGGGACUGUUCCUACUUCAACUCCAACGCAGUCCCCCUCAAGCUCGCCUUCCAGAACGUGGAUCCGCUGGGCGAGCACAUCCGGGUCAUCUUCAAGUGCGGGGACGACCUUCGCCAGGACAUGCUCACUCUGCAAAUGAUUCGAAUCAUGAACAAGAUCUGGGUCCAGGAGGGGCUGGAUAUGCGCAUGGUCAUCUUCCGUUGCUUCUCCACUGGCCGGGGGAGAGGGAUGGUAGAGAUGAUCCCCAACGCUGAGACCCUGCGCAAGAUCCAGGUGGAGCAUGGAGUGACAGGCUCCUUCAAGGACCGGCCCCUGGCAGACUGGCUGCAGAAGCACAACCCCGGGGAGGACGAGUAUGAGAAGGCUGUAGAGAACUUCAUCUACUCCUGUGCCGGCUGUUGUGUGGCCACAUAUGUCUUGGGCAUCUGUGACCGACAUAAUGACAACAUUAUGCUGAAGACCACUGGCCACAUGUUCCACAUAGAUUUUGGCCGUUUCCUGGGUCAUGCCCAGAUGUUUGGCAACAUCAAGAGGGACCGUGCUCCGUUUGUCUUCACCUCGGACAUGGCAUAUGUCAUCAACGGGGGUGACAAGCCUUCCAGCCGCUUCCAUGAUUUCGUUGACCUUUGCUGCCAAGCUUACAACCUCAUUCGCAAGCACACCCACCUGUUCCUCAACCUUCUGGGCCUGAUGUUGUCCUGUGGAAUCCCUGAGCUCUCGGACCUGGAGGACCUCAAGUAUGUGUAUGAUGCCCUGAGACCCCAGGACACAGAGGCCAAUGCCACCACCUAUUUCACUAGGUUGAUUGAAUCCAGCCUGGGCAGCGUAGCCACCAAGCUCAACUUUUUCAUCCAUAACCUGGCUCAGAUGAAGUUCACAGGCUCCGAUGACAGGCUGACCCUUUCCUUUGCCCCCCGAACGCACACUCUCAAGAGCUCAGGGCAAAUCAGUGAUGUGUUCCUCUGCCGUCACGAGAAGAUCUUUCACCCUAACAAGGGCUACAUAUACAUAGUUAAGGUGAUGCGAGAGAACUCUCACGAAGCUACUUACAUCCAGCGGACGUUUGAGGAGUUCCAGGAAUUGCACAAUAAACUGCGGCUGCUCUUCCCUUCUUCCCUCUUGCCCAGCUUCCCUAGUCGCUUUGUGAUUGGCCGCUCUCGGGGAGAGGCUGUGGCGGAGCGUCGGAGGGAGGAACUGAACGGCUACAUCUGGCAUCUGAUCCACGCAGCCCCUGAGGUGGCCCAGGCAGGUCUCGCUCCUCUUUCCCAAGAAACACUUCCUACGUGCCAGUCAGGGCAUGGUUGGUCUGUUGACCUUUCUCCAUUUCUUUUGUCCCUAACAGAUGGCACAUGGGCCCGGCCUGUGGGGAAGGUGGGAGGGGAGGUGAAGCUGUCCAUCUCCUACAAAAAUAAUAAACUCUUCAUCAUGGUGAUGCACAUUCGGGGCUUGCAACUGCUCCAGGACGGAAAUGACCCUGACCCCUAUGUGAAAAUUUAUCUCCUUCCUGACCCUCAGAAAACCACGAAGAGGAAAACCAAAGUGGCCCGGAAGACCUGCAACCCCACCUACAAUGAGAUGUUGGUGUACGAUGGCAUCCCCAAGGGUGACCUGCAGCAGCGCCAGCUCCAGCUGAGCGUGCUGAGCGAGCAAGGAUUCUGGGAAAAUGUGCUUCUGGGAGAGGUGCAUAUUCGCCUGCGCGAGCUGGACCUGACCCAGGAGAAGACCAGCUGGUUUGCCUUGGGGUCUCGAAGUCAUGGGACCUUGUGAGCCCAACAGAGCUACAGCCCAGAACCUCAAGAGCUAGGGGAGAAGACUUCCCUGCU
Messenger RNA from Dipodomys ordii (Ord's kangaroo rat), 5064 nucleotides. RefSeq names its product phosphatidylinositol-4-phosphate 3-kinase, catalytic subunit type 2 beta (gene Pik3c2b). Gene Ontology annotation, cellular component: phosphatidylinositol 3-kinase complex; cytoplasm; plasma membrane. The record is from RefSeq and is a predicted model, not a curated record. Gene Ontology annotation, molecular function: phosphatidylinositol binding; 1-phosphatidylinositol-4-phosphate 3-kinase activity; 1-phosphatidylinositol-3-kinase activity. Gene Ontology annotation, biological process: cell migration; phosphatidylinositol 3-kinase/protein kinase B signal transduction; phosphatidylinositol-mediated signaling. Lineage: Eukaryota; Metazoa; Chordata; Mammalia; Rodentia; Heteromyidae. The coding region runs from base 86 to 5008 and encodes 1640 amino acids. The transcript is spliced from 31 exons.